This is a messenger RNA of Peromyscus eremicus (cactus mouse), 2459 nucleotides long. RefSeq lists its product as uncharacterized. The coding region runs from base 261 to 1226 and encodes 321 amino acids. The record is from RefSeq and is a predicted model, not a curated record. The transcript has a single exon. Gene Ontology annotation, cellular component: Golgi apparatus. Lineage: Eukaryota; Metazoa; Chordata; Mammalia; Rodentia; Cricetidae.
CCAGCAAGAGGUGGACAGCCCUGGUGCUGGUUUGGAUUUCCUCCAUGCUCUUAUCUAGAAGCCAUAUGGUGUCUGAGGAGCCACGACACUUAGUCACAACCAAGAUGUGGCCUAAGGCGGUAAAGCAAAGGAUGCCUAGGGACACAGAUCUAAGGGCUGAUAAACCAACCGAGAGAACAGCCACAGUGCUGCCUGCUUCUGUCACAUCGACCACAGGGACCUAGGCAGCCAGCCUGAACUCUACCAAUGUGACAGCGGAGAUGACAACACACUGGACUAACAGGAGCACUCCAACAACCAGAGAGGACACUACGGACAGUGUGACCUCCAGGACUCUUGUACCACCUUCAUCAUCAGGCCCCUCGUCUGUGGGGCAGACUCUACCUAUCACCACUGCUGGGCUUUCCUCUCUCAGCACACCACGUGCGGAAGUGCCAAGUACAAAAGCCAGGACAUCACCAAGAACAGCCACAGUGGCAGUAGUGGCCCCACACACCAUGACUGUUGCUACAGGCACCAUAAACACAAGCAGUCCUACAAGGACUCCAAGUCCUAUCAAAAGCACACCUGCUAACACAUCCACCAUGAACCCCACACCCACCUCAGGUGCCCCGACACAAGGUACCACCGUCCAGGUGACAACAGGACAGCCAGUGCCUAGCACAGGGAGAUCAACACCUAGUCCUUUAAAUACCACCCUGGAGCCCACCACCACCCGCCCUGUGACUUCAGUGUCCUCUACAGUAGUGACCACCACCCAGAUACAAACCAAGGAGCCAACUGCCAGUACAGUGCCAGUGCCUCCCACCAGCCUGACCCCUGAAGUAGAAGCCACAUCCCCCACCACACAGCCAAGCCCUGCAUUACCUACCCAAGGGACAGGUGGGCCAGGCACACCGUUGACAACAGAGCGGGUGGAGACCAAAGCCACAGCUGGUACUGCCUCUGCUGGGCCGACACCCAGGAGCUCCAGGGAUCCUAAGGUGCCAACCGAAGACUCAUGUCAUCUCACCAACCAAGGCCAGUGCCUAGUGGUCACCACUGAGCCCCAGACCCCAUCCUUGGUGAACAAAAUGUUACUUCUGGCGGUACUCGCUCUUGGGGUGACCCUGUUCAUUGCAGUCCUGGUGAUGUUUGCCCUGCAAGCCUGUGAGAGCUACAAGAAGAAGGACUACACGCAGGUGGACUACCUGAUCAAUGGCACGUAUGCUGACUCGGAGAUGUGAGGGCCCCAGGAGGCCGGCCUCUUCCAUGGCCUUCUGUUUUGCCUCAGACGAACCAAGUGCUUCCAGAUCCUUUCGGUGCAAUUUCAGAGCUGUGCCACAUAAGUAGACACACUUAAUUGAUGUCAGAUAAACCCCAUGAUCAGGAGAGAGCUGCCUUUUCAUAGUUAUUUUUUUAAACGAUCACAUAUGCAAGAGUGGCCAGGGUGAGGGGGCCUGGCCCUCUUGGCCCACCGUGUGUGAAAUCUUGACCAGAAUUAAAAGCACUGACCGCUCUCAACAACAACAAAAAACAAACAAACAAACAAACAAAAACCAGCUGUAUCUACAAAUGGCAGGUCUACAAUUAUUUUCAUUACCUGUCUUCAAAAAUGAUCAUGUCGGACCUUCAAAGAUGUUUGCAGAAAAAAAAAUACUAACAAAAUGUAUAGUAGAAAACAAUAAUGAAUACCCAAGUGGGGUUCUUUUAAAGUAUUGUCACAUUAACAUUCAUUCCUAAUUUACACAUUUAGUGUAUGACAACAGGUACAAUAAUGACAAAGAGGCAGAUGUCUGAGUUAAAGUAUAAUAUGUUUUCCCCUUAAAAUGAAAAUUUGCCUCUAAAUUUCAUCACACUUUGAAGCUUCUUUCUUCCCAUAUCAGCUGGUGAAAUAUUAAUAGGAAAUUAAGAAAGGUGAGCUUGGAAGAAAAGGUUAUUAUAACCAACCCCAAAUCAUUUCCCUCUUAUAGUAGAGAAAACACAGGUAAGUCAACAAUCUGUCAUGCUCUCAGAUGGAGGCUGGACCCAACCAAAUGAACAUGGCUUGUGUGGAUUCAGCUGAUAAUAAAACUCAUAACUGAAUUCCUCAGUCACUACUACUGAUAAAUAGUACAAACAUCAUGGAGACAAAAGUUCAAAUAUUCUCUUGAUCUUUAAAUUACUCUCUAUUAUAGAACCCCUAAUAAGAGCUGACAGAACACAGGAACUCUGUUGAAUCCAUUUAGGAUGUCUGCUUUGGAACUGAGAGGUCUCUGAUAUUUUUCUAUACAUCUAUGUAAUAAACCAUUCCAAACUUAAUGAUUUGGGUUGCCUUGGAUUGCCUAGAUUAUUACUUUUCUUUUGGUUUGGUUUUCCUCUCUCUUCCUUCAUUUCCUUUCUUCACUGGACAGUUUGUGUUUGGGGUCUCUUGUUGUGAUGGUAGUCACCUGGUAGCCAGAGAAGGGUCACAUGAGUUCCUUCAUGCACCAGUCUGGCUA